CGGUACGCCAGGGAAGAGCGCAACACCGGAAUACUAAUCGAAGCGCUGUGCCGUAUGAGAGGUGUAAUACUGUUCGUGCACCCGCUUGGCACUGGUGAACCGGCCAAAAUCUACGGCCACGGGUGUCACGUUUUGAUUGAGGCGGCCGAACAUCAGGGGAAAUAUGCCGCAUUGAACAUACCACUGCCGAACACGGUACGCAUUCAGAAUGGCAUUUUUUCUGGAACUAAUCAACAAUUAUAUUGA
Molecule: messenger RNA, 246 nt
Organism: Anisakis simplex (herring worm)
Lineage: Eukaryota; Metazoa; Nematoda; Chromadorea; Rhabditida; Anisakidae
Source: the annotation of a GenBank genome assembly